This is a messenger RNA of Haplochromis burtoni (Burton's mouthbrooder), 602 nucleotides long. RefSeq names its product thrombin-like enzyme cerastocytin. Gene Ontology annotation, biological process: proteolysis. The record is from RefSeq and is a predicted model, not a curated record. Gene Ontology annotation, molecular function: serine-type endopeptidase activity. The transcript has 4 exons. NCBI's taxonomy places the organism in Eukaryota, Metazoa, Chordata, Actinopteri, Cichliformes, Cichlidae. Bases 30 to 563 code for a protein of 177 amino acids.
UGUUAUAACCAUUUCCAUUGUUUAGGACUAUGUCUGCAUAUGUAGGAAUUCAUCCAGGUCCAGGAAGUAUGGUUACAAUUAGGGAUCACCAAAUCUUUGAGGACCUAAGAGGAAAACAUGACAUCAUGCUACUGAGAAUCUCACCGGCAUCGAUCAGGACUGACCUUGUUCAGUUACCUGAUUGUUCCAUUACUCCGAACAUAGGAAAUGAAAUUAAAAUUGCAGGCCUUGGUGGUUAUCUAGUAAAUCUACAGAACAUCGCACUCCCUGAUGAACCGCCUCAUCUCCAGUGUGCAAAGAUGCAUGUUGUUAACUGUGAGCUUAAUCUCACUCCAUGUGAUUUACCAGUAUUAUGGCCAAAUGGAAAGACGAUGUGUUAUGAAGAAGCUGGAGUGGACACAUGUCCGGGUGAUUCUGGUGGUGGAGUGUUAUUCAACAACACGAUUUAUGGUGUUCAUGUUGGAAGUGGGAAAUGUGUCUGUAGCAGAUCAGCUGUUUCUCUGAAGGUCUGCUCUUACAUUGGUUGGAUAAACAACUUCAUUACACCAAAUAAUGGAAAAUAAUUCAAUUAAAUAAGAUUUCAAGAAAAAAAUAAACAAUCA